CAGCCGCAAUGUAGUGUACAUACUCGACGGCAUGGCGUACUUUUCCGGCAACGGCAGCCGGCACAUUGCGCCUGCCAGCCCCUCAUGCCUUCUAUACACGUCCGUCGUGGUGUCCGCGACGACUGCGAUCCUGCGACGGGCACGAUACUUGUUCCCACACGCCACCGUCUAUACCUCCCCCUCCCGCCCCACAAGCCCACUGGCCCAUACAUGCCAUACUGUACAUGCUAUACACACAUCUCUCGCCCCCCGGUCAUGCAGUCACCACCUUGCUAGAUCUAUCUAGCAACUCUUGGCAUUGCAUCAACACGAUCCACGACACAAUUCACGAUCCGCAAUCUCCAUCUUCAUCUCGUCCUCGCGAAUACACGCAUACCAACCCGCCUGUUUCGUCCGGGAUCAAGUCACCCUGCUGCCUCGCUGCCUCAUCGCGGUCAUCGCAGGACCGUAUCGCAAGAUCGCAUCGCAGGAUCGCAGGAUCGCAGGUAAUCGCAGAAGACAAGCCUGACGCACGGGCCAUCGGUGCAACCUGUCACACCGGUCGAGGCGUCGAGGAGGUCCAGGAGGUCCAGGUCGUCCAGGUCAUCCAGGUCCCGAACCGUUAUCCUUUUGAUUGUAACGCUCAGCCUGCAACCUUGAGGAGAACGGCAGCGCUACUGUACGACGCUGCAACGCUGCAAGCAACAGCGCAACUACUGCAACUACCCCGGAGGCCCUAGGCCGGAGAGCUGAGAGGGCUCUGAUCGAUCAUCGACAUCAUCACUCCAUCUCUCCUCCAUCCCUUCCCCACUCUCCUUGACACUCUCUCCUUUCAUCUCUCGUCGCUCUCAACAUCUCAGACGCAGCACUCUCCGCUUCAACACCUCCCUCCUCUGCGUCUCGUCUCCCUACUUUAUAAUACGCCCAGCCUCCCCUCCUCCUCCUCCUCCUCCCCCACACCUCCCACUCCUCCCCCUC
This is a messenger RNA of Cutaneotrichosporon oleaginosum, 957 nucleotides long. RefSeq lists its product as uncharacterized. The record is from RefSeq and is a predicted model, not a curated record. NCBI's taxonomy places the organism in Eukaryota, Fungi, Basidiomycota, Tremellomycetes, Trichosporonales, Trichosporonaceae.